Molecule: messenger RNA, 2125 nt
Organism: Meira miltonrushii
Lineage: Eukaryota; Fungi; Basidiomycota; Exobasidiomycetes; Exobasidiales; Brachybasidiaceae
Exons: 1
Coding region: 130-1998 (622 amino acids)
Source: RefSeq, a predicted model, not a curated record
GAUUCCUACUCACUUCUUCUUCUUAACGACGACAACCAACUUUGAGCGGAUCAUUGAUAUCUCUCUUAUCUCAAAUCUCAACCGCUUUUACCGCCGUCUCCGUCGAUAAAAGGAGCAAUUAAUGCAAGCAUGAUUGAUGCAAUCUCUUCUUCUAAUCAUCAACCUGUCACAAUGGAAGAGAACGGAGAGCCGCGUUUAUUCGUACAUAUUCCAAUCCAAUGGCCUUCCGCCCGAAAGUCCGUAUCUUCGACCGAGACAAACAAAUUACAAAAUUUAUUCAUUGAUCCAAAAGAUGAAACAUAUCCUUCUUCUUGCUCGUCCUCCACUCGACCAAAGAUGUCAACAAGAUCACUUUCUAAUCGACAAUAUACCUCAACAAAACAAAUCGCUGCUGCAGUCUCCACACAAAAGGAAAAUCGCAAACGUCGAUCGAGAGUGGUUUCAACGGAUAGCAACUCUUCCUCUUCUUCUUUCUCAACAUCAACAACAUCAGAGGAUGAACAAAAGAUAAACACGUCUGAUUCUCAACAAGAACAACAAAAGUUUGCAACACUUCCAAAAUCUCAAGCUAAUACAAUGAGAAAGAUCUUGGAACGUCGUCGUCAUGCUCGUUCAAAUUCUGUACCUGAUGCACCGGCAAGAUCGUUACACGUUGAUACAUUCUUGCCUUUGCAUCUUCCACCUCCUGAUCUUUGUGCAAAAUCACCUUUGCUGUCUUACCCAUGUUCAUGGUGGCCAACAGAAGAUGACAAAGAAACAAAAUCGGUCAAAGAAGUUAACAAAGAAUCAACCUCGUCAAGCCUUCCCAUCGUCAAUGCCGAAUUACGUCGUUCAGAAAGUUUGGCAAGCUUUAUCAGUGCACAUUCUGAUGGCAGCUGGCACGGCGAUCACGGUGAUGAUGAUCCUGAUGGUCAAUUAGCCAGAGCAUUGGGAGAAGCACUAGAAAAGGAUCAAGUGGACUCCAAUGAAGAUGGAGACGUUUCAAACAAUUAUCAAGAGACAAGCAACGCAAAAGAUUCCACACAACAUGGUCAUGGUCCUUUACAAAUCUCAACGUACGAUUACGAUGAGGAAGAUGACCACAACAAAGUCCCACAUGCUCAUGUGACCACCGCCUCAUCCUCCAAGGGAAAAGAGGCAACGAAAGCAGAAGAAGAACAGGAUAUUGCAAAGUCUGCAGGUCCAUUGAUGCAACGACUUGCAAACUACAUGUUCAAUUUGAGCAUGUUUGGAACGGAUCAAAAUGAUCAAUCAUCACCUCUUGAAAGUGGUAUGUCCCACAGCCAAUCCGAUGGACACCUUCCACUGUCUUCACCAUCAAGUCUGAACGCAGAGAGAAAAGCAAAACAGGUAGGACGUUACCGUCUUGGCAGUUCGAUCAGAAGCCGUGCAGCAACGAUCGCAGGUGACAUAGACUUGCUCGCUCACGGUGAAGUUGUUCAAGAAGAUAUGGACAAAGCAAGCGGCUUAUGGAGCUUAUGGCGUUGGAUCAUUCCAGAUAUCGAUUCCUAUAUGAAUGAUAGCGCUGUAGGCAGUGAAAAAGACUCGCAAGCCAUGAAACGAAAUGUUUCUGUACCAUCACUCGUAUCGGGCUACAGCUUGGACACAGUUGAGGAAGAUGAGUGGGACGAAGAAGAACACCAUUCAAACAAAGUCGAAUCAUCACCCACACCAAGCGCCAAUUUCAAGAGUCUUUCACCGCCACAACUAUGUUAUGCAGAAUCAUACCUUCGCGAUUCAGGAUUCGGAUUGAAAUCUUUUGAAUCUUCUGCUUUCAACGAAUUUAACCUUUCGGGUGAAGUACCGGCAAAGAUUUUAUCGAUCCGUAACCACUUGCCUACUUCUAUCCUCGUACGAACGGAAGAUGUCCUAGGCAAGCAAGGUGACAAGGCUGCCAAACACUCGUCAUCCGAUCCAAGUCCUCUGUGGGAUAAUCGUUUGGUCGAAGAACCAUACGAACGUACUUGGGGAAGCAUGUUGGGCUUAUCGGUUUAUUAAUUUUUAAAAUACGCACAGUCUUGACCACCUCGAUGGCAAGUAUAACGAUUUUCCUUUUUUUUCGGUUUUGACGUCUUCUCUUUUCUUUUCUCUUAUCUUUCAUCAUCAUUGUAUUCAUACGGCAUAC